Messenger RNA from Oncorhynchus masou masou (cherry salmon), 1097 nucleotides. Its product is annotated as CD82 antigen-like. Lineage: Eukaryota; Metazoa; Chordata; Actinopteri; Salmoniformes; Salmonidae. The record is from RefSeq and is a predicted model, not a curated record. Gene Ontology annotation, cellular component: plasma membrane. Bases 81 to 653 code for a protein of 190 amino acids. The transcript has 7 exons.
CCUGACCUCAGACCCCGAAGGAGUCCUCCACCACUCUGAAAGUGGCGUCCUAUAUUCUGAUCACCGUGGGUUCUCUCUCCAUGGUUAUGGGCUUCCUGGGCUGUAUAGGAGCCAUCUACGAGAUACGCUGCCUGCUGGGCCUGUACUUCACCUGCCUCCUGCUCAUCCUCAUCGCCCAGGUUACGGCUGGCGUGCUCAUCUACUUCCAGAGAGACAGACUGCAGCAGGAGAUGUCCACCAUCGUCAAGGGGAUGCUGGUCAACUACACUGGUCAGAACCGGACCACAGAACAUUCCUGGGACUAUGUACAGAGGACAAUGAAGUGUUGUGGCUGGGUGUCUCCAGGUAACUGGUUGGAGAACGUGUGGAUCAAGAACAGUUCUGUCUCGCUGUACCCCUGCUCCUGUCGGAAUGAAACCCUGCCUGGGACAGACAUGAAUGAGACUGGGCUCUGUGAACACUUGUCUGCUGACCGGCCAGUAUACCAAACGGGCUGCAUGCAUAGUGUGGAGGCCUGGCUGUUGGAGAACUGUGGAGUUAUUCUUGGAAUCUGUGUCGGGGUGGCAGUCCUAGAGCUUCUCGGUAUGAUUCUGUCCAUGUGUCUCUGUAAGAGUGUUGUCCAGGAGGAUUACACCAAAGUUCCCAAGUACUGACUAUGAAGACCAGCAGAAGUCAUGCACACCUACACACACACCUACACACACACACACCUACACACACACACACCUACACACACACACCUACACACACACACACCUACACACACACACACCUACACACACACACAGACACACACACACACAGACACACUCUCACAGUGAAACACAGAAACAAACAACUGUCUGGUACCAUUCACCCUCUCCUAGCCUGGUAACUGACCCUGUCUUAUACCAUUCAACCUCUCCUAGCCUGGUAACUGACCCAGUCUUGUACCAUUCACCCUCUCCUAGCCUGGUAACUGACCGUCUGAUACCAUUCAACCUCUCCUAGCCUGGUAACUGACCCAGUCCGGUACCAUUCACCCUCUCCUAGCCUGGUAACUGACCCAGUCUGUCACCCCUGUCUGAAACCAUUCACCCUCUCCUAGCCUGGUACCU